AAAAUGAAGAAUUGCCACACUGAAAUACAAUAAAAUUCCACAUAUCAGCCGUCUCUUUCAGAGAAGAGGGAAGAUAGAGAGAAACACUAGUAAGAACUAUGGCGAGAGUGACAAAUGUUUUGCGCAGAGCUUACAAAUCAAUUGAAGAUUUGGAUUUGCUGAAAAUUUUGGAAUCUGAGCUCAACCACGAACUCUCCUCCAUGCGCUUCCAGAAUGAAAAAAUGGGUUCUUUUGGUGAUUUUGUGCUGGAGUGGGACUCUCCUAAGUCCCAAGAUGUGAUUCUGAGGAAUAAGUGUUCGUCUGGGGAGGAAGUGGCCAUCUCAGCAUUGUUAGGCCGCGACACCUUCCAUGAAGAUAGCAGGUUCCCUGCUGAAGCUUUGCUGAAAAUAUGUGUAAAAAAGCCUGGCUUGAGCUCGAUCUUGAAGUUUGAUUGUGUAGCAUCUAAUAGAGGAGGUGGCCAGCCUGAUUUUCACAUUCAGAACGCGCAUUACAUUCCAUCAUCAUCGUCUCUCAAUUCGUCAAUCUACAAAGGGCCCUCAUUCAGUGAUCUAGAUCCUCUUUUACAACAUGAGCUGAAGCAGUAUCUAGCAGCCAGAGGAAUUGAAGAGGACUUUACCAACAACCUCCUCCUCUACCUACACAAGAAAGAGCAAGGUCAAUACGCGGGCUGGUUACAAAAGCUAAAGGACAUGAUGGAUAGAACCUAAGUAAUAUAUGCUAUUGCCGAAACUUCAUUUAACACAUAUUUUCUGACAGCGUUCUCGAAAGUGGACCGUUAACAUUGCUAGUGAAUCCAUUUGCCUCGUGUCAACUUUAGCAGUCUUUUUAGAUUCACACCAAAGCAUAAAUCUCAUUGGAAGUACUCCCCUUAGAGGUCAUUCCACAAAAUAUUUGGCUUUGGGAGGAAUCAGUUAAGGAUCAUUUCUGAUUGUUGUGCAGGAAUUUCAUUAGCUAAAUCUUAACAAUCUUUCCAUAUUCUUGUUGACUUUCAUAGUAGUAAAAGGUCAAGGAAUGCAACACUAUGUGGGGUUGGCUUAGAGAUAUAGAAGUUCAUAACCGCGAUUGGGGUAGUCGUAGAGACCGGGGUAAAGAAUAUAUGCUCUUUUCAUCAUUUCUUGGAAAUUAUUGCUCUUUUUCA
Messenger RNA from Salvia miltiorrhiza (redroot sage), 1138 nucleotides. Its product is annotated as mitochondrial acidic protein MAM33. Bases 99 to 707 code for a protein of 202 amino acids. Lineage: Eukaryota; Viridiplantae; Streptophyta; Magnoliopsida; Lamiales; Lamiaceae. The record is from RefSeq and is a predicted model, not a curated record. Gene Ontology annotation, cellular component: mitochondrial matrix. The transcript has 3 exons.